CUUCUCCUCCGCAUCCAACUUUCUUCCAAUCCUCUCGUGCUCGAUUCGAUUCGAUUCUUCCUUCGUUUCGUUCGUGGUUAGCUCGAUUCGAAUCGAUUCCAUGGCGCCUCUUGGUGACGCUCCUGCGGCGGCGGCGGCGGUCGCUCCGGCGGGGGGUCUGGUGGUGUCGUUCGGGGAGAUGCUGAUCGAUUUCGUCCCCGACGUGGCCGGCGUGUCGCUGGCGGAGUCGGGCGGCUUCGUCAAGGCACCCGGCGGCGCCCCCGCCAACGUCGCCUGCGCCGUCUCCAAGCUCGGCGGCUCCUCCGCCUUCGUCGGCAAGUUCGGCGACGACGAGUUCGGGCACAUGCUGGUGGACAUCCUGAAGCAGAACGGGGUCAACUCGGAGGGCUGCCUCUACGACCAGCACGCGCGCACGGCUCUCGCCUUCGUCACCCUCAAGUCCAACGGCGAGCGGGAGUUCAUGUUCUACCGCAACCCUUCCGCCGACAUGCUGCUGACCGCCGACGAGCUCAACCUGGACCUGAUCCGCCGCGCGCGCAUCUUCCACUACGGCUCCAUCUCGCUCAUCACGGAGCCCUGCCGCUCGGCGCACGUGGCCGCCAUGCGCGCCGCCAAGGCCGCCGGCAUCCUCUGCUCCUACGACCCCAACGUCCGCCUCCCGCUCUGGCCGUCCCCCGAGGCCGCCCGUGAGGGGAUCAAGAGCAUCUGGAAGGAGGCCGACUUCAUCAAGGUGAGUGAUGACGAGGUGGCCUUCUUGACCCAGGGCGAUGCCAAUGAUGAGAAGAAUGUGUUGUCGCUGUGGUUUGAGGGCCUCAAGCUGCUCAUUGUUACCGAUGGGGAGAAGGGCUGCAGGUAUUUUACCAAGGAUUUUAAGGGCUCUGUUCCUGGCUACUCUGUUAAGACUGUUGAUACUACUGGUGCUGGUGAUGCCUUUGUUGGGUCUCUCCUGCUCAAUGUCGCCAAGGAUGACUCCAUCUUCCACAAUGAGGCGAAGCUGAGGGAGGUGCUGCAGUUCUCGAACGCCUGCGGAGCCAUCUGCACCACCCAGAAGGGAGCCAUCCCGGCGCUGCCCACCACCGCCGCCGCCCUGGAGCUCAUCAGCAAGGGCAGCAACUAGAAGCUGACUGGAGCCGGUCUUCGUCGCGUCGCGCCAUUGAGGGGAACUUCAAUUUAGGAGAGGAAUGCAAUUAGCUGCGUUUUUAGGGAGUUUAAACUUUAUCAAUGCGUUUUGUUAUUAAAAGUUUUAGUUUGUGUGUGUGUGCUGAGACCUGAGAUACCUCGUGGGCGCUUAAUAAAAGCAGAGGCAUAUGAUUGAUGGUGGUUGUUUAGUUGCUUGUCUCUUUGGUGUGUAAGAACAAUUGAGGUUCUCUGUGUCGAUCCUUGGCCGGAAAUUUAUCCAAGAUCGAUCGGACUUUGAAAUCAUAUGGAUGGUGUGUUCCGAAUGAAAUUUUCUCUUUUGUCUUCA
Molecule: messenger RNA, 1465 nt
Organism: Brachypodium distachyon (stiff brome)
Lineage: Eukaryota; Viridiplantae; Streptophyta; Magnoliopsida; Poales; Poaceae
Product: fructokinase-2
Exons: 3
Coding region: 101-1117 (338 amino acids)
Biological process (GO): fructose metabolic process
Cellular component (GO): cytosol
Molecular function (GO): fructokinase activity
Source: RefSeq, a predicted model, not a curated record